Molecule: messenger RNA, 453 nt
Organism: Trichoderma harzianum CBS 226.95
Lineage: Eukaryota; Fungi; Ascomycota; Sordariomycetes; Hypocreales; Hypocreaceae
Exons: 2
Coding region: 1-453 (150 amino acids)
Biological process (GO): protein transport; vesicle-mediated transport
Cellular component (GO): intracellular membrane-bounded organelle; AP-1 adaptor complex
Molecular function (GO): clathrin-cargo adaptor activity
Source: RefSeq, a predicted model, not a curated record
AUGUCUCUUGCUGACCGACUAUCUCCCCAUCAGCGUCUUGCAAAGUGGUUCACCACGCUGUCCCCCAAGGACAAGGCCAAGAUUGUCAAGGACGUCUCACAGCUGGUCCUCGCUCGAAGAACACGCAUGUGCAACUUUUUGGAGUACAAAGACACCAAAAUUGUAUAUCGACGAUACGCCUCGCUCUUCUUUAUUGCGGGAUGCUCCUCCGAGGACAACGAGCUGAUUACGCUUGAAAUCAUCCACCGAUACGUCGAGCAGAUGGACAAGUACUACGGCAACGUGUGCGAGCUCGACAUCAUCUUUUCCUUCACCAAGGCGUACUACAUCCUAGACGAGCUACUUCUUGCCGGAGAGCUACAGGAGAGCAGCAAAAAGAACGUGCUGCGCUGUAUCGGACAGCAGGAUUCACUCGAAGACAUGGAGGUAAGUGCUAUGCACAGUUCAUUCUGA